CCCUGCGUCGCUGUCGGUUUCUGCCACGUUGACUUAACCCGGCCUCCGGGAGGAAAGGCGGGGCGGGCCGGCUGGCUCUCUCGCCUGGCUACCCCGGCCCAGCUCCUGCUCCAAGAUGGCCGGCUUGAACGUGUCCCUGUCCUUCUUUUUCAUCGUGGUGGCCGUCUGCGAGGCGGCCAGGAGGCUCUCCAAGAGGUCCCUCCCGGCCCCGGUGUACGGCAACCUGGCCAGAGAACUGAUCGGCGCCUUCCAGCUGGGGGCCUGCUGCCUGGAGCUCCGCAUGCUGGUGGUCAUCGGCCCGUGGGGGGGCGGCUACGGCCCCGACGUCAUCCUCACCCUCCUCUUUCUCCUCUUCCUGGUCCACGGCCUGACUUGGGACGGAGCCUCGGCCAACCCGAUCACCUCCCUCCGGGAGUUCCUGACGGCGGAGGCUUCGGCACCGGUGGCGGCGGUCCGGGCCGCGGCUCACUUGGCGGGGACGUACGCCGGCGACGCCCUGACCCGGCUCUACUGGUCCUGGGAGCUGACGGACUUCCACCUGAUCCAGAACCUGAUGGGCCGGGAGUGCAGCUCCGCCCUGCAGACGGCCGUGGCCUGGGGGGUCCUGGUGGAAGCCACCUGUGCCUUCUUCUACCACCUGACCCUCCUCUGCUUCCAACACAGCCGUCCCCUCUACAGGGCCCCGGCCGUGGCCCUGAUCGUCACCCUCUUGGCUUACACAGCCGGCCCCUUCACCUCGGCCUUCUUCAAUCCCGCCCUGGCGUCCGCCGUCACUUUCCACUGCUCCGGAAACACCCUGCUUGAGUACGUCCAGGUCUAUUGGCUCGGGCCCGCCGCAGGGAUGGUCACGGCCCUCCUGCUGCACCAGGGCAACAUCCCUCGACUCUUCCGGAGGAACCUCCUCUACUCUCAGAGGAGCAAGUACCGCGCCCCCAAGGCCAAGCUGGGCCCGAGCCCGGGCCCCCAGCCCGCUGGGAAGCAGGAGAAAACCAGGAAGAAGAGGGCCGGCGGAGAGCCGGGCCUCAGAGCCCAGUGAUGAGGUUUGGCCCCCAGCCAUCGGGGCCUUCACCGCUGGCUUGCCCUCCCUGGUCAGACAGUUGAACGGAGGCCGUCCUGGCUCUGGGCAGCGGGGCGGAGGCAACCCGGAGCGUGGACGAGCUUCCUCUGCCCGGGAGCGAGCAGAAAUCCCAGAGGCCCUCGGGGACCACCCUCUGCCCUCCGUCCUCCCCCACUCCCACCCUCAAAUGGACCGGCUUCUGGGGAGCAAUCCCGGGGCGAACCUGCUAUU
Messenger RNA from Ornithorhynchus anatinus (platypus), 1288 nucleotides. Its product is annotated as aquaporin-12-like. Gene Ontology annotation, cellular component: cytoplasm; membrane. Gene Ontology annotation, molecular function: channel activity. Bases 116 to 1036 code for a protein of 306 amino acids. The record is from RefSeq and is a predicted model, not a curated record. Gene Ontology annotation, biological process: transmembrane transport. The transcript has 3 exons. Lineage: Eukaryota; Metazoa; Chordata; Mammalia; Monotremata; Ornithorhynchidae.